This is a messenger RNA of Aspergillus melleus, 1491 nucleotides long. RefSeq lists its product as uncharacterized. Gene Ontology annotation, cellular component: membrane. Gene Ontology annotation, molecular function: transmembrane transporter activity. The record is from RefSeq and is a predicted model, not a curated record. Gene Ontology annotation, biological process: transmembrane transport. Bases 1 to 1491 code for a protein of 496 amino acids. The transcript has a single exon. NCBI's taxonomy places the organism in Eukaryota, Fungi, Ascomycota, Eurotiomycetes, Eurotiales, Aspergillaceae.
AUGGAGGAGACGCUGAAGCACAGUGCCGUCGCCCACAGGGUGUUCCCCCAGAGUUCUCCGGGUUUCCGGGCGAGUUCGUGUCAUACUCCUCUCAUACUCCUCUGCUCGAUGGGCUUGUUCCUAUUCGGCCUCUUCCUCGGAAACGUCGUGAUCAACCAAGCCAUAUUUCCUCACGAACUCGGAGUCAGCGAAAGCAAUACCCCAUGGUUGAUUGGGUCCUUCCUGUUGGCUAACGGGAUCGCCGUCAUUGUCUCCGGGUCGCUGGCCGAUCUGUCGAACCCGAGGAUUCUAAUGAUCCUGGGCUUCGUUUGGCUCGUCAUCUGGGAUAUCGUGGGGGGUUUUAGCAUCCGCCCCUCACUGUCCGUGCUAUUCUUCGUGGUCAGGGCCAUGCAGGGGCUAGCUAUUGGUGUUCUGCAGUCAACGUCGAUGAGUCUCCUCGGGCGGGUGUACUCGCCUGGGAUUCGGAAGACAAGGGUUUUCUCGGUCAUGUCUGCAAUGACGCCCGUUGGAUUUCUGAUCGGGUGUCUCCAAGGAGGCGCUCUCACCGCACACCUGCCGUGGAUCUUCGGGAGCAACGCUAUAGUGUGCUUCAUCUGUGCAGUGGCAUCGUUCUUUGGUAUCCCCUCGUUUACCCCAAAGCCCGGUGUCUCUGGUACUCAGCUAUCACUCAAGGACUUCGAUACACUCGGUGCCCUCCUGGCUGCAUUUGGCUGCGGCCUGAUUAUCCUGGGUCUCACGCAAGGUGUCCCCAGCGGCUGGAACCCAUACACAUACUCCCUGAUCAUCGUCGGAGCGCUCUUUCUCUUCCUGUUCUACUUGGCCGAACGAAGAGCGUCUCGACCAUUGAUCGAUAACCGGCUCUGGACCACCCCCGGCUUUCUCCCACUGGCGAUUUCCUAUUUCCUCGGAUACGGAGCAUACGUCGGCGGAUGGAUGUUCUUCGCCGUGCGUUUUCUCACAAUCCAGGGCCACGCCCCUAUCACCGUUGCUCUAUACUUCAUCCCCAACAUGGUCUGUGGCGUCCUAGCCACAUACAUCGUAUCGAAGACCUUGCAUCUCUUCCCCGGACACUGGAUCCUCAUCACCGGAAUGGUCGCCAACACAAUGGGCCCUGUAUUCUUCCUCCCCCAGACGCCAAAUACAACAUACUGGGCUCUGUCGAUGCCGGGCAUCGCCCUCGUCACCUUCGGACCGGAUCUAACAUUCGCAGCCGCGUCGAUCUUCAUCACAUCCAAUGUACCCCGUUCCUUCCAGGGCUCGGCGGGGAGUCUCCUAGUGACUAUUCAGAAUCUGUCCGCGGCCAUCGUGACUGCCAUUGGAGAUACGAUCGGGAAGGAAGUUACCAAAGCGGGCGGCGACGGGUAUAAUCUGGACUUGGGGGCUUUGCGGGCGAUCUGGUGGUUUAGUUUGGCGAUUUCGCUCGCGGCGGCGGCGGUUUGUGCUGGAUUUGUUCGCAUUCCGAGGAGCGAGGAGAAGGACCACGUGGAGUGA